UGUUCUUCGGUGCGGCAUUAUGCGACGGUUAUGCGUCUUGGUUCUAUUCCGCAAUCGGCCGGCACUGCUGUCCACAGCCUCCGCGGUUAGAGGAAGCUUCUCGCAGAUCGAUUCUAGCGAAAUUAGUGGAAGGACGGCCGCGAUUUUUCACUUCUUCCCAUUUGGGAAAUGUACCUCUGUCUGUCAUUCUUCAUCGUAUCUUGUAACUUUGUCAUCACGCGUUAUGCUAGAACAUUCAACGAUGAGAAGAAACGUAUAUUUCGAUGAGCCACGUUGAAGUGCUUUUUUUUUUUUGACUACCAACGGAUCGUUCGAUCAAGGACAAAUUCCAAGAUAACAACUCUUCUCGAAAGGAACUUAAAAAAAGAAUAAUCCGGCUCUUAUGAGUAGUACGAGUCAUCUAGAAAAAAAAAAAAAAAAUAGAAAGAAAUAAAACUGUGAGAAAAAGUAUUGAGAUAUAAGGGAUGAAAAAAGAGGGAUGCAGCAGCAUUUGCAGCAUCUUGCAUCUUUUCUUCAUCAAUUAAUUGUUUUUCAUUUAUUUUCAAUCUUAUGCUCUUACGUAUGCUCUUUGUCUAAAUUAUUACUUCAAAUUAGGUCAUAGUUCGUUCAAGAUUUGUGCAUAUGUCAGUAGAUCUGAAAUUGUUAUUGGUAAUCUAGAAAAAAAUAUUAAAAAAGGAAUAAUAUACUUGAUUGAAAACUUUCUUAAUUUUAUUAUGUAGCUUAAUGAAAAGAUAAUAUUAUUUUUUGUAAAAUAAUACACAUCGCAUUGAUCCGAUCGGACGUGUUUGUUCUCUUUCAAGAAAGAAGAAGAAGAAGAAGAAGAUAAUUCAUGGUGAUUAUUUUUCAUAAUUUCCUUGGGUCUCUUUGAUAUGUGGACCAGCUGGUUCAGUACAGAUUAUAAUUAUAAAGUGAGUAUGUCAAGAAGGAAGAUUGGCAGUGGUGAGAGACAAUUUAACAACGUGGAUUACACACAGCUAACCGAAACUGACAAUGGCUUUAUAGAUUCACAGUUUGUGAAUCCACCAGUGAAAAUACCAUGGAAAGCCAUCACGUUAGCUGCUCUUUUAUUUGUAGGAGGAACCGUUAUGCUCAUAAUGGGAAGUUUAAUAAUCAGCGGUCACAUUGAUUCCAAAUAUUCUGAUAGAAUGUGGCCUGUGAUUAUAUUAGGAGCAUUAAUGUUUAUACCUGGAGCUUACCACAUGAGAGUUGCUAUUUUAGCUUACCAAAAAGUACCUGGUUAUUCUUUCGAUGAUAUACCUGAGUUCGAUUAAGUUAGUAUAUAAUUAUAUUUCAAGAAAUGUGUAUAUAUAUAUAUACGAUGAGAUAUGAGUAAUAAUACAGUAAUUAUAUAUAUAUAUAUAAUAAUUACUCAUAUCUCAUCGUCAUCUAUUUUGAUUUGUACGCAAUAUUUUAUAUAUAAAACAAAACAAAAGAAAAAAUAUGAUUAUUGCACAU
Polistes dominula (European paper wasp) is the source of this 1455-nucleotide messenger RNA. RefSeq names its product transmembrane protein 230. The record is from RefSeq and is a predicted model, not a curated record. Gene Ontology annotation, cellular component: endomembrane system. NCBI's taxonomy places the organism in Eukaryota, Metazoa, Arthropoda, Insecta, Hymenoptera, Vespidae.